UAGUUUGCCACUCCUUUUCCAGCUCAGUCUCGUUCGUUUUCUUUUUGUAACUGGGAAUUCUCUAAUCCCAAGUUGUAAUUCGUUUCGACGAAACACAUUACCGUGUAUUGCCAUCACCGAGAUUCCAACAGGGACGCGCACGCGUAUCCACGCGAUACUUGGUAUCAGAGGGAUGCGAACAAAAGGAAAGGAAUAAGUGUACGUGUGUGUAUGUAGGCUGAAGAGGGGGAUGGCGAGAAGAAGAGGAAAGGAUGAGAGCGAGGCAGUGGGUCCGAGGGUAGUACGCGAAUAACACAUAAACGGGGUGAACGGCGCUCGCAGCCGAGUGGCGAACGAUAAAGGGUAUAUCGGUCGAUGGAAGAACGAACGUAAGAUCGAGGAUGAGUAGCAGGGGUUGCGAAGGCGAUAUUAACUCGAGGGUGGUUGAGUAAGCAGGCCUGCUGGCUAACGAAGAAGCGGAGGAGGAGUCCGCUACCGCCGCCGCCUACGCCUACGCGGCGCGCGAACACGUCGAGAACGCAACGCACCCGUAACCCACAGCUUUUAUGUAAAUCGAUAAUUCGAGUAGGACGCGCGGCGACAGUGUGCUACGACGUUCUAGUACAAAUAACAUAGAUCGAGUGUUAUCGUCGAGAAGAGUGACAGAGAAAGAACGGCGACUCGUCGUCGCCCGGUCGCGUUCCGUCGCGUUAGAAAGGGGGUUGUUUGCACGCACGCGUUCGGCUGGUGUAAACGCGACACCGAGUGCUCGGUCCUACCGACUAAUCGUUUGCCUUUUCUCGUGUCCGCGUCUAGAGGACCGGUGUCUUACGACCGGUACCGUCGUACGAUCCGCUGACGAACGAUGUGCAACGUAUCGGAGAAAGGGUUGUUUCAGUCGAGAACGAUGAGGAACCAAUUGCGUAAUUCGCGACGCAAACGAUGGCCACUGCGUAUAGGAUUGUUCCUCGUCUACGUACUGGUCCAGUACGUAACAUCGGAGAAUGUGACCGAGGAAGCGGUCUCCUAUCCGGAUACCACGGAGCAGGAGGUCAACUCGACGGUAGAAUCUACCUCGGAGUUGCCAAUGAUCGCGGAGGAAACGAAUAUCGAGCCACCGAAGGCGGAGAAACCGUCGAAAUCAGAAGAAAAGCCGUCGCGAGGAAAAUCGGGGAAGGUGCAGGGACAAUCGCAAGAGGAAAUACGGGGGAAAGAUGCGGGAUUGCAUUCACUGAAGAACGUUCCAAGAACAACAACGGUGCCGACGACGACCACGAUGAAAUACGAACGCGCCACUUGGAGACCUCGACGGGAAAAUUGUUCGCCACCGGCCAUCGAGCAGUUUCCGCGACCUUUAAUGGGCCCAAACGCUAGAAAACACGGUGGACUGAUCAUCCAUAUCCUAGUCGCAGUUUACACGUUUCUUGGCCUGGCCAUCGUCUGCGACGAUUACUUCGUCUCCAGUUUGGACAGAAUCUGCGAAGAACUACGACUGUCUCCGGAUGUCGCCGGUGCAACCUUCAUGGCCGCCGGUUCUUCGGCCCCGGAAUUGGCGACCGUCGUGAUCGGCGUCUUCUUCGCCAAGGACGAUAUCGGGGUGAGCGGAGUGAUCGGUAGCGCGGUGUUCAACAUAAUGUUCGUCAUCUCCAUCUGCGGGCUGUGCACCACCACGGCGUCCAAAUUGAACUGGUGGCCUCUCUGUCGAGAUUGUUUCUUCUACGCCGUUUCGAUACUCGUGAUGCUCGGUACAAUUUACAACGAAUCGAUAUCUUGGACGGAGUCUCUUUUCAUGUUGAUCAUGUACGGCGUCUACUGCGUCGCGCUUUCUUUCAACGCGAGACUGGAACGCUGGGCAAAAUCUUACGAUAUACCCUUCUUGCCAAAGGACGACGAACCUGCGGAAGAGAGCGCCCUGGUUAGCUAUAAAUCGUUACAGGAGGAUCGAUUAUCUUAUACGGGUCCGAGUUCGCCGGUCACGGAUCAGUUCGAUAAAAUGCAGGAAGGAGAAAUAGGAGGAACGGCAGGAGCAGCCGGACCACCGGGUGGUCCCGAAACGAACGAACCUCCGACCCGGAAACAGCCGGAGUAUUACAAAGCGAAAGAGCCGGAUCCUAACGAAGUAUCCCCGUUGGAAAGGCCGACCGACGGAAGCCAAUGGUCUCUGUUCACCUGGGGUUUGGUUUAUCCGAUUCAUUUCUUGUGUCGAGCCACCAUGCCCGAUUGCCGACAAGAGAAGUUUCGAAACUGGUAUCCCUUCACGUUCUGCGUGUCCAUGGUUUGGAUCAGUUUCUAUAGUUACAUCAUGGUGUGGAUGAUCACGAUCAUCGGCAGUACUCUAGGUAUACCGGACACGGUGAUGGGUUUGACGUUCGUCGCGGCCGGUGUCAGCGUGCCGGACGCGCUCUCCUCGUUGGCGGUGAUCAAGGAGGGCCUGGGUGACAUGGCGGUGAGCAACGCGGUCGGAAGUAACGUGUUCGAUAUACUGGUCUGUCUGGGACUUCCUUGGUUCAUCCAGACGGCUAUGAUUCAGCCGGGUUCGCACGUGAACGUCACCAGUCGAGGUUUGACGUAUUCCACGUUGUCUUUGUUGUCGACGGUGGUAUUCUUGGUACUGGCAACCCACUUGAACGGCUGGAAGUUGGACCGACGAUACGGAGUGGUAUUGAUGCUUUGGUACUUGGUGUUUAUCGUGUUCGCCUCGCUUUACGAGUUAAACGUUUUCGGCGAGAUGAAUCCUCCCGUAUGCAAAAGCGCCUUUUAAACGGACGCGACUCGACGUUACGUGUUCAUCGGUACGCGUUGUAUUCGUUCGAUAAAACGCGAUGCUUUUCUUCCACCCUUUCUCCCCGUCCCUAUUCUAUCUCGACCUAGCCUACUUCUUACUCUCGUCCUAGCCUACUUCAUCCCUUUUCCUCGUUUCUUUAUCUUGGAAAAUUCUACCGUUGCUUUGAAUUGGAAUCGAGAAAUACAGAAAAGCUAAAGCGAGGAGAAAAAGCGGUCGAUUCGUACCGUUUUGCCUUGGAAUUGAAGCGCCUGGCCGGAUAAUAAACUGGCGCGACGCGACGUGGUUUUGUCGUUCACGCGGGAAUAAACCGGGUUGGGGGAAGGUUGAUAAGACACUAUUAAUUUCGUCGGUGCUCGUCGCGUCGUAAUGAUAAACUGUCGCUUCCAGCGGUAUCGAUGUUAUCGAACGUCUUCUUCCAAAAUUAAAAAAUAGAAAAAAAAAGAAAACGAGAAGGUGUAAAUCGUUGAAUAUGCGCGCCGUAUGCGUGCGUGAAUUUGGAAUCGCUUAAACGGACAAUACAUUAAUCAGUAUUAAGAGGAACGAUCGAAGGUGUAAAGGGUUCGUUUGGCGAUGUAGCGUGGACGCAGAGAGAGAUCGCAACGUCGAUCGCGCGAUUCGAUCUGGUCGGAUAUAAUAAAAAAAUAAACGCGAUCGAUACGACUCUCGUUGACCAACGCGAUUAAUCUAGCUCGUAGCCGUAGCCGUAAACGUUACGGGUAGCUGUGUUCGCCUAAAUCUAGUUUAAAUAAUAUAUUAUACACGUGUAUAGAAACUUUCUUCUUCCUUUCAUCGUUUUAUACUUUUUUAUACUUUCUGCUCGUUCGACUCUUCCCCGUUGUUCCCUACCGUAUCGGGCAGUUUACGAAUAAAACAAAUACUCACCAAUUAUCUCCUUUAGAGUUUCGUCGAAAGUCUUUCUCGCUAAAAUGAAUCGCACGAUUAGGGAAUUAUCGCGGUAAAACUUUUUCAACGCGAUUCUCCUCGCAUUGUAUCGUAAGAUAAGCCACGCGUCCUGGCUCGUUUGUAGCAUUAGCGAUCAUCGCUCUCUGUAUUCGAGCCGUACACGUAUUUUAUCUGAUUAGACGCGCGUAGUCAGCAACGAAUAGGUAGAUACGUUUAGGAAUAGGGUCGGUUACGCGGGUAGCUGGCUAUGAAUACGACGGACGCACAAUGUUUUCCGCGAUCAACGACAACGAACCGGUCUCUUCGAUUUUCUUUAAAUUUAUGCAUAGACUCGUUUGUCCGUCCGCGUGUUCGUUCGUUCGUUCGUUCGCUUUCGUCCUUCCAUUCGUUCGUUCGCUUUCGUCCUUCCAUUCGUUUCCACCUUUCUUCCAACGAGCUCCAGAAUAUUUUCCAAGUAUUCUAUUCUAGAAAAUUAUUUUACCAUCGAGGAUCGUUCCGAUAGCGAGAAAAUAGCUUGGAGGAACGAAAGGCCUGAAUUCUCGCUAAUUCGAAAAAUAAGUCUGCAAUUCCGUAAAGAAGCGCCUUAUCGAUCGCCAUCGAAAGAUAAUUAAUACUAUAAACGACCCGAACGCUUUCGUACUUCCAUCCGGUUCGAUUGAAAUUUAUUUUUCUACGGUAUCGAGCUCGUCUUUCGAAAAACAUCGUAAAUUAUAGAGUAAUUUAUUCGUUUCUUCUUCGUCUUCCUCGUCGUUCCCUCUUCUUGAUUUUAUUUCGCCCGUCGUCUCUGUUCGAGCAACGGAUGGCUAAAAUUGUAAACGAAGUAACGAUUGCCGGCCGGUUGAGUAAAGCAUCGAACGGACAAUCGUGAAAAUAAGAAAAUAUAAUUUCCCGCGAUCCCGAUGCGGUGGUUGAACGGACCAACGAGCAAGGAUCGAGAAGAAGAUAGGCGCAAUAGUGUCGAAGGAUCGGUUCGUGGGGAAGUCGAGAAAAGGAUGAAGCUUGAAAGGAAUGCGCGAAUUAAAUCUUCAACGAGCACGAACGAUAAACAAAAGAGACAAUAAUUAACGCAGCCUUAUCCGAUGAAAGUAUCUACAAGGUGUUACGCUGCGCGAUCCUCGAGAUCGAUAAGCGAGGGGUAGUUUCGUUUCGAAAAUUCCGCGAUCCGUCGCCUCGCGUCGAUCGCGAUCCAUGCUGCUUCGUAUACAGUAGACUCUAGUUAUAUUGCCAUGCGAGCAAUUUGUUCUUCACGCAAUUUUUCAAGCACACUAGUAGUCUACGAAAACGAUACACUUUUAUCUCUCCUCCUUUUCCAAACGAAAGCUUGGAAGCAUCACGAAUCUUCACCCCCUACAGCUGCGUCUGCGGCGAUAUAACCAGAGUCCACUGUACUCUAGUCGAUUUUCGCGACAAUCGAGGCGGCAAAGAAACGAAAAAGGAUUGUGCAGACGUUUUAGCGUAAACUUUACGCAUCAAUGUAUAUGUACGCGCACGCGUCUCCUGUCGAUGCAGUUAGAUAUGCAGCAAAGGUGCGGCACGUGUGCGCACACACAUACCCGUGCAUACACGUUACGUAUACAUAAAAAUAGUGUAAGAUAAGAAGCUUAAAUUUUUAUGAUUGUCGAACGUGUUUGUUCACUACGUUAUAUCGUUAGCGCUUCAGGCGAAUUGAUACGUACUUGGUAGCGUAACGAGGUGCUCGAAUCGAUCGAUCGACCGAAUCGAUUCCAAUUACACGCGUGUACAUACGUGAAAUGGAAAAAGAAAGGGAAGGGUGGAGGAUAAGCCGCGAUUGAACGAAAACGUUAUUGUAAAUUAGGCGAUCGGUCGAUGGACGAACGAAACGACGCGUUUCUUGUCCGAGCAAUUAGUACGUUCGAAAAUUGGUGAUUAUAUAUCGACGAAAAGGCUGCCGUUGUCGCGAUCAAUUAGUAGUAUAUAUAUCUAUAUACGUAUAUUAUCUUAGGUAGAUUAUCUUUAGACUGUGAGAAUACUCUUUAGCGCAACUGCGAUCAAUUGUUGGGUGCCCUUAAUACGCGUAGCUCGUACGAAUCAAAGUCAAUACCAUAUGUUGUAUCGAAAUCCACGUACCCGUCCUUCGGACCUAUUUAUCGUCCGCCAAUUUUCGAACGAGCGAUCAACGAAAAGGGAAGAGAACAUCUUGAUAAAGAGACGAUAACGCGUCGUUUAGUCGAAAUCGGCCCGAUUCACUCGGAUCGUUCACUUGAUGACCGUAGAUUUUAUAUCGUCGCAUGUACACGCGUAUACACCUACGCAUGUAUUCAUCUAUGUAUACACGUUAUGUAUAAGUAUACGUGUCGUGCGUUUAGUUGGCCUCUGCAUCGUUCAUCCCGUGGGAAUACAUGUUCGACAACAGGUGGGCAAAAUUUUAAGGGGUGAUUCUAGGGAUGAAAAUAAAACGAAAAUCAAGAAUAACGAA
This is a messenger RNA of Osmia bicornis bicornis, 6104 nucleotides long. RefSeq names its product probable sodium/potassium/calcium exchanger CG1090. The transcript has 10 exons. Lineage: Eukaryota; Metazoa; Arthropoda; Insecta; Hymenoptera; Megachilidae. Gene Ontology annotation, molecular function: calcium channel activity; calcium, potassium:sodium antiporter activity. Gene Ontology annotation, cellular component: membrane. Gene Ontology annotation, biological process: intracellular calcium ion homeostasis; calcium ion transmembrane transport. The record is from RefSeq and is a predicted model, not a curated record. Bases 845 to 2740 code for a protein of 631 amino acids.